CUCCCUCCGAGUGUGGCGCCAAUAGCGCUUCUAAACAAUGCAGGGAGAGAUGCGCGGCGGCCGGGGCUUAGCUUCCCUGGGCGCUGUUAGCCCAGCCUGAUGCUUUUCUGUUGGAACACGCGUUUUUGGCCCAGGCUUGGGAAAGGCAGUUAUAGUUCAUUAACCUCCACAGCUCUUGGCAAGGCUUCAUAAAGGCAAGAACUGUGUUUGCCCAGGUAAUAGCUCUGCAUCGCUCACUAGAAUCUAAGCUUCCCAAAGCUGCUGACUUUUAUUUUGUUCAGGGUGCUUGCUUAUAGUAUUCUGUUUUUAGAGACCUACAGAUUUCCAGUUGAGAUCAGCGUGGCAGCCAGACACUUCCUUCCUCUCGAGGAGCAGUAGCUCCUGUCAACAGCAUCACUGACAGAACUUGUGUUUCGGAAAAGGACUGAUGGCCUUGAGCCUGGGUUGGAGAACAUUUGCACCAUUUCCCAUGAACCACUCUGGUGUCUUUCUGAAAGCUAUGAGAAGCAAUGGUCUUCCCUUGUUUCCCUGGGGCCACUGCCCCUGGAGAGGAGCUGGAAGCAUUUUGGAUCCUGAGAUGAAAGCUUUCCUGGAGGAGAACACUGAAGUCACCAACAGUGGCAGCCUCACUCCUGAAAUCCACCUGCGGCUUUUGACACCCAGAUGCAAAUUCUGGUGGCAGAGAGCUGACCUGUGGCCCUACAGCGAUCCUUACUGGGCAAUCUACUGGCCAGGAGGCCAAGCCCUGUCUAGGUAUCUUUUGGAUAAUCCGGAUGUUGUCAGAGGAAAGUCAGUAUUGGAUCUUGGGAGCGGAUGUGGAGCUACAGCUAUUGCUGCUGAGAUGGGCGGGGCAUCAAGGAUCUUGGCCAAUGACAUAGACCCUAUUGCAGGAAUGGCUAUCACACUGAAUUGUGAAUUGAACCAACUGAAUCCUCUUCCCAUUUUAACCAAAAACAUUUUGGAUUUGGAACAAGAUAAGUGGGACCUUGUUGUGCUUGGAGAUAUGUUUUAUGAUGAAGACCUUGCAGAUGGUCUUCAUCAAUGGCUGAAGAAUUGCUUUUGGACGCACGGAACUCGAGUACUGAUUGGUGACCCUGGGCGACCCCAGUUCAGUGGACAUAGCAUUCAACACCAGCUGCAUAAAGUGGUAGAAUAUUCACUUCCAGAGUCUACCAGGAGGGAAAACAAUGGAUUGACAACAAGCACAGUAUGGGAUUUUCAACCUUGAGUUGUCCAAGUGCUUUUAAGUAUGAAUAUAGCUAGGUUUGGAUUUAACCCUAAAGAUGGCCAAUUUAGAGCAUGCAGUUCCUGUUAAAUGGCAAGUCUUGUUUCCAAAAUGUGAAGACUUAAAGUUUUAUCAGCUUUUGUCAUGUAGUUCUGCGCUAUGCCAAAUGUACAAAUCUCUACCUGCAAUUUUCUAGUUUUACUGCUGUAGGGAUAGAAAUAUAGAAGACAGUACCAAAAUGGUAGCGAUAUGUAAUUUAAGUAGUGGAGAGGAAUGAGAAAGUGUAGCAAAGUCUGUUCAUGUAGUUGAGGACAACUAUAUGAUAUAUCUUUGAAUUAAACACAAUAUAAAAUAUAGAAGAAUGCUGUAUUUCCAAUAAACUACCUGUAAAGAUCAAAGAUGCUCUUAGUAUGGUACAGAGUACAUGGGCUUUGGAGUCAGGCAAGUCUGUCACUUUCUAGUUGGGAUUUUCAGGUAGUUAAGCUCUCUGAGCUCUAAUUUCUUCAUCUGUAAAAUUGUAACAAAACUUAGUAAACCUCACCUUAAAGGCUAUUCUAUUAAAUGAAAGCAUCAAGUGCCUAAUAGAUAAUAGGACCUCAAUGGACAAUCAUGGAUAAAAAUAUAGAUUUUAAAAUUUCCUACAUACUCUGUACUGUGAUACCUUAUGAUGCCUCUUUAUGUUUCACUAAGGUUAGCCAGAAAUUGAUUAUGCUGCUGCUACAUGUCCCAGGUUGUCAGGAUCUGAUAUAUCAGUAAAAACCCUAUGACAUAAAUGAGAAUGUGAA
Molecule: messenger RNA, 2010 nt
Organism: Hyaena hyaena (striped hyena)
Lineage: Eukaryota; Metazoa; Chordata; Mammalia; Carnivora; Hyaenidae
Gene: ETFBKMT
Product: electron transfer flavoprotein subunit beta lysine methyltransferase
Exons: 6
Coding region: 428-1228 (266 amino acids)
Biological process (GO): peptidyl-lysine trimethylation
Cellular component (GO): mitochondrial matrix
Molecular function (GO): protein-lysine N-methyltransferase activity
Source: RefSeq, a predicted model, not a curated record